GGCAGCUGGUUCCUUUAGGGAUUAGGUCCUGAGAGGCGGUCUCAGAAGUGAGACCCGUUCCUCUUCAUCUUCGCUGAAUCUUUCAGGUCCACGGACUGAGAAAACGUCUCCACCGUCAUGGGAGGCGGAGAUCUGAACCUGAAGAAGAGCUGGCACCCACAGACCCUUCGAAAUGUGGAGAAAGUGUGGAAGGCAGAGCAGAAGCAUGAGGCCGAGCGGAAGAAGAUCCAGGAGCUGCAGCGGGAGCUCAGGGAGGAGAGAGCUCGGGAAGAGAUGCAGCGCUAUGCUGAGGAUGUUGGGGCUGUCAAGAAGAAAGAAGAAAAGUUGGACUGGAUGUACCAGGGUCCUGGUGGGAUGGUGAACCGUGAUGAGUACCUGCUGGGUCGCCCCAUUGACAAGUAUGUUUUUGAGAAGAUGGAGGAGAAGGAAGGAGGCUGUUCUUCUGAGACGGGACCUCCAGGCUCUAUCUUUGCCCCUUCGGGUGCCAGUUCCCUUCUUGACAUGGCCAGCAAAAUCCGGGAAGAUCCUCUCUUCAUCAUCAGGAAGAAAGAGGAGGAGAAAAAAAGAGAGGUACUGAACAAUCCUGUGAAAAUGAAGAAAAUAGAGUUGUUGCAAAUGAGUUUGGAAAAAAAGGAGAAAAAGAAAAAGAAGGAGAAGAAAAAGAAGCACAAGAAACACAAACACAGAAGCUCCAGUAGUGAUCGCUCCAGCAGCGAGGAUGAGCACAGCCAGUGCAGAUCGCAAAAGAAGAUGGCAAAUUCCUUUCCUGUUUUGUCCAAAGUCCCCGGAUAUGGCUUACAGGUGAGGGACUCUGACCGUGACCAGGGGCUGCAGGGCUCUGUGAUGGCUGAGCAAAGGGGCAUGAAGAACCAUUCCCGCUCAAGAAGCUCCUCCCACUCCCCUCUCAGACAUGUCAGCAGGAAGAGCUCCAAGGAAGAGAGGUCCCGGGACAGGAGGUCUCGAUCCCUGGGCAGAAGAUCAUGGUCUCCAAGGCCCAGCAAACCGCAUGCCUCUAAGGUAAACAGGAAAGAGAGAGAUAGCCCAUCACCUAAAAAGGAGGUCUACCAGAGGCGGCAUGCUUCCGGAUACACCAGAAAACUGUCGGCAGAGGAACUGGAGCGGAAACGGCAGGAGAUGAUGGAAAAUGCAAAGUGGAGGGAGGAGGAGAGGCUCAGCACCCUCAGGAAACACGCCAAGGAAGAUGAGCGGGAGCGCAGACUGGAGAAGUUAGACUCUCGCUCUGGCAAGUUCAUCCAGCACAUGAAGCUGGAAAGUGCAUCUACUUCCUCCCUGGAGGACCGGGUGAAGCGCAACAUCCAUUCUCUGCAGCGAAUGUCAAUAGCUCUGGAGAAGAACUUCAUGAGAAGAUGAAAACUAGUUUCUCUUACUGGUUUUCCUGAAUUCUCCAGGGAGGCUGCUAACUCCUAAAAUUCUCUUUAUAAGAGUUCAAAUAGCUUCUUCUACAGAUGAAAACCACCACUGUUCAAAGUGUCCCUUGUCCAUUGCCUCCUGAAACAUGGUACAUUCUUUAAAAACCAAUGUGACUUGAUUUGGAGACCCUCGGGAACAUUGGCUGGCUGCACUGUGGGCUUUGACUGUGUUUUAAUGGAUGGGCACUGGGCUGUCUUGGAAAGCUUGGCUGCUUGUCACACCUCUUCCCUCCCAUCGGAACCAGUGGAUCAGACCUUCCAGAGACCCCUUUCCACGGCCACCCAAGUAGAUAGACUCUGCAUACUGGGAUAAAUGAGCAUUGACCUUAGUAGAUUUUAUGACAGAAUAGCCAAGUGUCAGGGAGAGACAAGAGAAUGUCAAAAAACUGGAAGAUAUAA
This is a messenger RNA of Chionomys nivalis (European snow vole), 1829 nucleotides long. RefSeq names its product pre-mRNA-splicing factor CWC25 homolog. Gene Ontology annotation, biological process: mRNA splicing, via spliceosome. NCBI's taxonomy places the organism in Eukaryota, Metazoa, Chordata, Mammalia, Rodentia, Cricetidae. The record is from RefSeq and is a predicted model, not a curated record. Gene Ontology annotation, cellular component: U2-type spliceosomal complex.